Messenger RNA from Tarenaya hassleriana, 956 nucleotides. RefSeq names its product DPH4 homolog. The transcript has 2 exons. Gene Ontology annotation, biological process: tRNA wobble uridine modification; protein histidyl modification to diphthamide. The record is from RefSeq and is a predicted model, not a curated record. Gene Ontology annotation, cellular component: nucleus; cytosol. Bases 150 to 689 code for a protein of 179 amino acids. NCBI's taxonomy places the organism in Eukaryota, Viridiplantae, Streptophyta, Magnoliopsida, Brassicales, Cleomaceae. Gene Ontology annotation, molecular function: metal ion binding.
GUUUGGGUUGCUGUUCACCGAUUUGGUUUUCUCCCCCGUUGCCGCCUUACCCCCGCCGGCGAUAUUUUCCUAUUCGCCGCCGUCAGAUGCCGAAUUCUCCGGUGGCUUAAUUUCAUUGUGCGUUUCCGGGGGGAUUCAAUUCAACAAUCAUGCUUCUUGGCGAAAACCCUCUUCACGAAACUCACUACGACAUACUCUCUGUGAGAGAAGAUGCAAGCUAUGAGGAGAUCCGGGCAAGCUACCGAUCUGCCAUCCUACAUUCUCAUCCCGACAAACUUACCAAUUCCCACGAGACGUCGUCAGACGACAGAUUCCUGAAGAUCCAAAAGGCAUGGGAAAUCCUUGGAGACGCUAAUCAGCGUGCAGUUUACAACUACAAUCUUCUGUCUUCAAGACAAGAAGAUGGCGUUACUGCAGAUGAGAUCAGAAUAGAGGAUAUGGCGGUGGAGAAUGGCGGAGAAGGAGGAGAGGUCUUGGAGCUCUAUUACCAGUGCCGAUGUGGCGAUUACUUCUCCGUUGAUUCAUCCGAGCUAGAAACGAUGGGAUUUGAGUUGUCAAGAGGCGACGGCUGCGUUCACGUUAGGAGACCGGGUGAGUUAACUGCCUCUGUUGUUCUUCCUUGUGGGUCUUGUUCUCUGAAAGUCCGCAUGUGGAUUGAUUCAGACACGACCAUACCUCUUGGAGCAUGAUGAAUAUCGUCAUGUCAAGACACUAAGGCCGCUUCAAGAUGAUAAUUUGUUAUCAAUGUAAUCAUCUGGGUCGAUUCAGAUAUGAAGAUUCUGCUUCAAGAUCAUCAUCAUCCUUGUAACAGAUGAGCGUUUGCGGUUAUUACUGAUUAGGAUAUGAAGAUUCUGACUCUUGGGACGAUAGUUUUACCAAUGUAUGUCAUGGCCUGGGUUUGUUUCAUUGUAUGAAUAUACUUUGCCAAGAGAAUCAUCCAACAUGGGCUUCAAUUA